GAGAUACGGCAGGAGGGUUCUGUAAAGUCUGGAGUUAUCAUCACCUCUGUUUUAUGCUUGCUGGGUAAAAAGGCUGGGCUUUUUUUCACAAGGAGUCUGCAUGUCUAACAUUUAGACAUGCUCAGCUUUGUGGAUACACGGAUUUUGUUGCUGCUUGCAGUAACGACGUUCGUUGCAAGAGGCCAAUAUGAAGACGAAUAUGUAUACGAAAACAACGCCUAUCAAGAUGAAUUAACAGGACCACAAGGACCCCCUGGAGAUCGAGGCCCAUCUGGAGACAGGGGACCCCAAGGACCAGACGGCAAAGAUGGACUACCAGGCACUCCAGGCCUUCCCGGGCCACCAGGCCCACCUGGCCCUAGUUUUGCUGCUCAGUACAUUAAACGGGACGAGAUGACACCAGGAAUUGUGGGACCACCAGGACCUAACGGCCCACAAGGAGCCCCUGGUGCUCCUGGCUCUCCUGGAUCCCCAGGAAUUCCAGGCAUUUCGGGAGAAUCUGGUGCAACUGGUCCAGUGGGUCCUCGUGGUCCUCAAGGUGUACCUGGAAAACCUGGUGAAGAUGGUUCAAAUGGCAAACCUGGAAAAUCUGGUGAACGUGGUAUUGUUGGAGCUCAGGGUACUCGUGGUUUCCCAGGAACUCCUGGUCUCCCUGGCAAGAAAGGACACCGAGGUUUCAAUGGUUUGGAUGGAAUUAAGGGAGAGCCAGGUGCAACUGGUGAGAAGGGUGAAACUGGUAACCCAGGAGCAAAUGGAAGCCCUGGAAUCAUGGGUCUUCGUGGUUCAAUGGGAGAGAGAGGCUCUGUUGGACCUGCUGGCUCAGUUGGUGCCCGUGGUAGUGAUGGUAUGCCUGGACCUGCUGGCCCUCCUGGACCCAUAGGUGCUAAUGGUCCCCCAGGAUUCCCAGGCAGCCCUGGACUCAAGGGUGAGAUUGGACCAGCUGGAGCUCGUGGUCCAACUGGUGCUCAAGGUGUUAGAGGUGAGCCAGGUCCUGUAGGUGCAGUUGGACCAGUGGGUCUUCCCGGUAACGCAGGUGCAAAUGGUCUAACUGGAGCAAAGGGUGAAAUGGGAACUCCAGGUGUUGCUGGUGCUCCUGGUUUCCCAGGUCCACGUGGUCUCGCUGGCCCACCUGGAGCAAGUGGUCCUGCAGGUCCAAGGGGAAUCCCUGGUGAUGCAGGUGUUCAAGGCAUCAAGGGUGAGACUGGGAACAAAGGCGAGCCUGGUGAAAGUGGCCCAGCAGGUGCUGGUGGUUCAUCUGGUGAAGAAGGCAAGAAAGGUCCUCGUGGUGAAACUGGUUCUCAGGGACUUCCUGGACCUUCUGGUGAUAGGGGUGCCCCUGGUAACCGUGGUAUCCCAGGCCGUGACGGAUCAGUUGGAGGCUUGGGUCUGCCAGGCGCACGUGGUGAAGCUGGUGCUGCUGGUCCCAAAGGGCCUCCUGGUGAUACAGGACGUCCUGGUGAAAGUGGUAUACCUGGUGCACGGGGUCAUAGUGGACAACCUGGUAGAAGUGGUGUUACGGGAAAUCAAGGUCUUUCAGGUCCAGCUGGUGAGGAAGGUCGUACUGGUCCCCCUGGUGCUACUGGCCCAAGAGGUCAGGCUGGUAUGAUGGGCUUCCCUGGUCCAAAGGGUGCUGCAGGUCUACCUGGCAAGCCUGGUGAGAGAGGAAGUGUCGGUCCUGCUGGUCCACGUGGUGCACCUGGCAAAGAUGGUGAAAUUGGAGCACAGGGUGCGCCUGGUGUUGCAGGCCCUACAGGUGCAAAAGGUGAAACAGGUCCAGCUGGCAGUGUUGGUUUCCAGGGGAUGCCCGGACCUUCUGGUGCUGUUGGAGAGCCAGGCAAACCAGGUAAUCAGGGUCUCCGAGGUGAUCAUGGCAGUCCUGGUAUUUCUGGUACAAGAGGUGAACGAGGUCCUCCAGGUGAACGAGGUGCUGCAGGUGCUCAAGGCCUUCCUGGUGCUCGUGGUAGCAGUGGUGCUCCUGGCACUGAUGGUGGAAAGGGUGACGUUGGUGCUACUGGUCUACCUGGUCAUGUCGGUGCCCCAGGUGCUCAGGGUUCACCAGGUGAAAGGGGUGGUGCUGGCACUCCUGGCAUCAAAGGUGAAAAGGGCGAUGUAGGUCCAGCAGGUCCUCAAGGAAGUCCAGGUCCAGACGGAGCACGGGGUCUUCCAGGUCCUGGUGGUCCUCCUGGCCCCAGUGGUCCUCCUGGUGAUAGGGGUGACUCUGGUGCUGCUGGUCACCCUGGUCCAGCUGGUGCUCGUGGUCUUACAGGUGAACGUGGUGAAGCUGGUCGUACUGGUCCCCCUGGAUUUGCUGGUCCAGCUGGUGCAGAUGGACACGCUGGAGCUAAAGGUGAGAAAGGUGUGACUGGCUCCAAAGGAGAGGUCGGUCCUUCUGGUCCUGUUGGUCUACCUGGUGCCGCUGGUCCUGCAGGUCCUGCUGGAGCUGCUGGUCUACAAGGACCUGUUGGUUCAAUUGGACCAUCAGGUUUUACAGGUUUCCCAGGCCCAGCUGGGAGAGCAGGUGCUCCUGGUCCAUCAGGUCCACAAGGUCCCCAAGGUCCAGCUGGUCCAAUUGGUAAUCCUGGCCCACAAGGUCCAAGAGGUGAUACAGGUUCACAAGGUCGUUCGGGUUCAUCAGGUCCUGCUGGGCUACAAGGUACUCCUGGAGAGAGGGGUCCCUCUGGUGAAUCAGGUCCUGCUGGUCCUCCAGGUACUAGUGGUCCUCAAGGCUUCCUUGGUUCAGCAGGUGCACUCGGUCUUCCAGGUGCUAAAGGUGAAACUGGUCUCCCAGGUGUCUCAGGUCCUCCUGGUCCACCUGGUUCAACUGGUCCUGCAGGGGGCCAGGGACAACGUGGUCCUGCCGGUGCAGUUGGUCCUAGUGGUCUGACUGGUCAACAUGGUGAAAAUGGCCGUGAUGGAAAUCCAGGCAGUGAUGGUCCUCCUGGACGUGCUGGUCUUCCUGGAUCUAAGGGUGAACGUGGUGACCCUGGUAGGAUUGGCCCUGCUGGUGCUGUUGGUCAACCUGGUGCUCAUGGUCCUGCUGGUCCUGUUGGCAAAUAUGGCAAUCGUGGUGAGGCUGGCACUGCAGGUUCAACUGGUCCUGUUGGUCAAAUGGGUCCAAGAGGUCUUGCUGGCCCACAAGGUCCACGUGGAGAAAAGGGUGAAACUGGCUUCGCUGGUGUCAGAGGCCUGAAAGGAUUGCGUGGACCCGGUGGUUUGCAGGGUCUUCCUGGUGUUUCUGGCAUUUCUGGUGAACCUGGUGGUCAUGGUCCUGCCGGUCCUGCUGGCCCAAGGGGCCCAACUGGACCUUCUGGUCCUCCUGGUAAAGAUGGUUCAUCUGGACAUGCUGGUCCUAUGGGUCCAGCUGGUCAUCGUGGUCGUCCUGGUGAUGCUGGUCCUAUGGGUCCCCCUGGCCCACCAGGUCCUCCCGGUUUCCCAGGUGUUGCUGGCAGUCAUUAUGAAGUGAGCUACGAUCAUGAGUAUUAUAGAGCUGACCAACCAGCUGCUGUUAGAGAGAAAGAUGUUGAGGUUGAUGCCAAACUGAAAGUUCUGACCAAUCAGAUUGAGAACAUCCGCAGCCCUGAAGGCUCAAAGAAAAACCCUGCUCGCUCAUGUCGUGACCUGAUCCUCAGCCAUCCAGAAUGGAAGUCAGGAUACUAUUGGAUCGAUCCUAAUCAAGGAUGUAUCAUGGAUGCCAUCAGAGUUUACUGCGACUUCGUAUCAAGCGAGACUUGUGUACAUGCCAACCCAGAUAUCAUCGAACGCAAGAACUGGUGGAAUAGCAAGACUCCUAAAGAACAGAAACACGUUUGGUUUGGUGAAACUAUCAAUGAUGGUGUGCAAUUCACUUACAAUGAUGAACAUAUUACCCCAUUUGUUAUGGGUACCCAGCUGACCUUCCUGCACCUGCUCUCCAAUGAAGCCUCACAGAAUAUCACCUACCAUUGUAAGAACAGUGUAGCAUACAUGGAUGAGGAGACUGGAAGCCUUAAAAAGUCCAUUAUCCUGCUUGGUUCCAAUGAUGUUGAACUCCGAGCUGAAGGUAACAGCAGAUUCACUUACAGCGUUCUGGAAGAUGGAUGCACGAAACAUUCUGGUGAAUGGAGUAAGACAGUCAUUGAAUACAGAACACAGAGAACAUCUCGCUUGCCAUUUAUGGACAUUGCACCUAUGGAUAUUGGUGGCCCUGAACAAGAAUUUGGUUUGGACAUUGGCCCAGUCUGUUUCAAAUAAAUGAACUUGAGCUAAAUUAGAAUACUCUCCGCAUUUUUUCUUUUAUUUUUUACUGAAUGCUGAUUCAUUCCAUGUCUUCUGCUCAUCCACUUGCUUAAGUUCUGGGCUUAAAGAGAAGUAGGAAGUCCAAAAUAAAAAAUGAACAUUGUUUUCUCCAUGCAAUUUUAAUGCAGUUCCCAACAACUUGGAAAUUUCAAGAGUUUAUUGCAGGUGAAAUCUUGCCCUGAAGGUUUAAAUCACGAAUAAUGGAAAGUAAAUAAAAGAACGUGAAAAUGA
Molecule: messenger RNA, 4506 nt
Organism: Hemiscyllium ocellatum (epaulette shark)
Lineage: Eukaryota; Metazoa; Chordata; Chondrichthyes; Orectolobiformes; Hemiscylliidae
Gene: col1a2
Product: collagen, type I, alpha 2
Exons: 52
Coding region: 118-4230 (1370 amino acids)
Molecular function (GO): extracellular matrix structural constituent
Source: RefSeq, a predicted model, not a curated record